Molecule: messenger RNA, 3009 nt
Organism: Chironomus riparius
Lineage: Eukaryota; Metazoa; Arthropoda; Insecta; Diptera; Chironomidae
Source: the annotation of a GenBank genome assembly
AUGAUCAUUGAAAUAGAAGGAAUUAAGAUUGAUUUCCCGUUUGAGCCUUAUGCUUUGCAAAAAGACUACAUGACGAAGGUGAUUCAAGCUUUACAGUCACAACAGAAUGCAGUAUUAGAAUCUCCAACAGGAACCGGUAAAACUUUAUGUCUACUGACUUCAUCACUUGCUUGGUUGCUGCAACAAAAGAAUCAGAUGAUGAGUAGGGAGAAGGCGAAUCUUAAUUUCCAAGCAGGCGAAGUUAUGAAGAAUAUGAAAGGUUUAGGUUUCAAUCCAGAGGAUGUAACAGCAUUAAUAGAUCCUAGUACAGAUGGAAGGCAAUGGAGAGCAUCAACUAUUAUUUAUACAUCCAGAACUCAUUCACAAUUGACUCAAGCAAUGAGAGAAUUAAAGAAUUCAGACUAUAAAGAUGUCAAUUCUGUUGCUUUAGGUUCCCGUGAUCAGUUAUGCAUUAAUCCGGAAGUUCUUGAAGAAGGCAAGUCUGGAACUGAAAGAAAUACCAUGUGUCAAUUGAAAGUAAAGAAGAGGCAGUGUAAAUUUCGUGAAAGAGUUGAUAAAUGCACAUCAAAUCCAGAAGUUACAAAUAUGCCAAUAAAAGAUAUCGAGGAUCUAGUUACAAUAGGAAAGAAAUGCACAGCAUGUCCAUACUAUUUAUCUAGAGAUCUCGCAGCAAAUGCUGACAUCAUUUUCAUGCCUUACAACUACUUAUUAGAUCCAAGAAUCCUUAAAGGUUUUAAAAUUAAUUUAAUUGAUUCUGUUGUGAUCCUCGAUGAAGCACAUAAUGUCGAGAAAGUCUGUGAGGAAUCAGCAAGUAUACAAUUUGCAUCAAGUGACAUAACAAAUUGUAUUAAUGAUAUUGCUCAUGUCAUGAAAAUGUUAAAUAAAGAAGAGGAUAUAAUGGAAUUUGUGGACGAUGAAGAUGUCGAGAAGGAUUUUACAUUAGAGGAUCUAGCGAAAUUACAAGAUAUCAUGCUGACACUUGAGAAGGAAGUUGAUAAAAUUGAUUCUGUGUUUGUAAAACAAGGACGAACAUUUCCUGGAAGUAAAAUCUUUGAUAUCUUUCGUGCAGCCUCUAUUGAUCAAAUUUCAUAUCCAAUGAUAAGAAAGUUAAUUGACAGUUUAUCAGUGUUUCUGACACAAAGCUCUGCAGGCAAUUUAUUUGGUAGAAAAGGCGGUGGAUUGUUAAAAAUAAUGCAAGUACUAGAAGUUGCCUUCGAUGGAUGUGGUGAUGUCGAUUUUAAUCAAUAUUUAAAAGACAUGGAUCGAGGAUAUAGAGUUCAUGUAGAGAUAGAAAUUGAAAGAAAGAAAAAUGAUUCUGGUGGAUGGAUUUCACAAGCAAAAUUGACAGGAAAUCCAAAAGUCAUUAAUUAUUGGUGCUUUAAUCCUGGAUUUGGAAUGGCUAAUUUAUUGAGACGUCAAGUAAGAACUGUCAUAUUAACAAGUGGAACUUUAGCACCACUAAAGCCAUUAAUCAGUGAAUUAGCAAUAAAUAUUGAUCACAGACUUGAAAAUCCACAUAUCAUCAAAUCCAAUCAAGUCAUGGUAAAAAUCAUUAAUGCUGGACCAGAUAAAGAACCAUUAUGUGGAACGUAUGAUAAUCGUGACAAUCCAAAAUAUAUCAAAUCGAUGGGAAUGACAAUACUUGGAAUAUCUCGUGUAACUCCAAACGGUGUGCUGGUUUUCUUCCCGUCAUAUCCAAUGAUGAAUAACUGUUUUGAAAUGUGGAAAAAUACAGGCAUUUGGCAGUCACUUUAUGAGAUUAAACCUAUUUUAAUGGAACCGCGUGGAAAAGAUGAAUUUGCUGAGAGAAUUGGUGAAUAUUAUGAUCUUGUGAAGCUGAAGAAAGGUGCAAUCUUUAUGGCUGUUUUGAGAGGAAAAAUCAGCGAGGGUCUCGACUUCAAUGACCAUAAUGCACGUGCUGUAAUCAUCUGUGGCAUUCCAUUUCCUCCUAUGAUGGAUCCAAGAGUUAUUUUAAAGAAGAAAUAUCUCGAUAUUAAUAGAAACAAUGUUAAUCAACUACAAAGUGGACAAGAAUGGUAUGUGCUGGAAGCUGUUCGUGCUGUAAAUCAAGCUAUUGGUCGUGUUAUUCGUCAUAAAGAUGAUUAUGGUGCUAUAUUUUUGUGUGAUCGACGAUUUCAUCAACAAAAGACUCAACUUUCUCGAUGGAUUCAGCCGCAUUUAAUGAAGCAAUCAGUUGGUGACGUAAAUUUUGGAAUGAUAAUUGGUGAGCUUGCUAGAUUCUUUAGAAAUUUGAGUGGUUCCAUGCCUGAGCCUCCAGUUAGACAGGAAAAUAAGGAGAUUAAGAAGGAAAAUGUUGAUUCUAAUGGAUAUUUAAGCACAACAGUUGCUGGUAACAAAAUGAUGAGACAACACAUCAAAAUUGAGAGUUCUAAUGAAAUUUAUGGCACGCCAUCAUUACCAAUUCAAAAAUCUGAAGAAUUUACAAAAUAUUGUGAAGGCAUGCAGCAGAAAAUUAAAACUGAACCGCAAGGAUUUAUGGGAAGCCUUAAUCGUGAAGUUUCUGUGAUAGAUUUUAAUUCAACAUCAAUUGGUGAAAGUUCUUCGUCAAGUACGUCCAUUAAAACUGCUCGUUCCUUUGAUUUCUCACAAGAUUCUGAAAAUGCUAGCAAGAAAAGACGACUUAAGAUGAUUCCAAAUGCAAAUCAGCUGUAUAGUGAACCACAAUCUUCAGUUCUUGAACAAUUAAGAAGCACAAAAGUUCGUGUAAAGAGAAGCGAUUAUGAUCGGCAAGUUUCGAGCGAGAAGAAGGAAUUUAUCGGAGAGCUUAAGUCAACAAUUUCGAUUGAAGGAUACAAAAUCUAUUUAGCAACGCUUUAUUCCUACAAUAAGAAGGAUUACACAAUUGAGAAGGCACUGGAUAAGUUUGUGAUUCUUUUCAAGACAUCGCCAAAAGCAGUCGCAUUUUUGAGAAAUACAAGAAGUUUCUUGCGAGAGGAAGAUAGACCAGCACUAGACAGAGCUAUUGAAAAUAAUUUUGUCAUUGACUGA